This is a messenger RNA of Condylostylus longicornis, 1850 nucleotides long. RefSeq names its product carbonic anhydrase 1-like. Gene Ontology annotation, cellular component: cytoplasm. The coding region runs from base 329 to 1381 and encodes 350 amino acids. Gene Ontology annotation, molecular function: carbonate dehydratase activity; zinc ion binding. Lineage: Eukaryota; Metazoa; Arthropoda; Insecta; Diptera; Dolichopodidae. The record is from RefSeq and is a predicted model, not a curated record. The transcript has 7 exons.
AAAUUUUCACAACACACAAUCAAAAAGAAGACAAAUAAUAUUUAUAACAAAAAUAACAAAAAAAAAUAAAUAAAAUGAAAAUUUCUAUUUGAAUUCUUUUAUCGAAUCUACCGCGUAUCAGAAGAAUUUUCCCGGUCGCGGUGACGACUGUGAGAAGAUUUUGAAUUAAAAAAUAUAAUAACAAAAAAAAAAUCGAGGCAAAAAAGAUUAAUUAAUUCAAUUAAUAAAUUAAAAAAUUUGCAAUAAAAUAAUUUAAAUUUAUAUUAUAAAUGAUAUAAGAGUUUAUUUUGAUAUUGAAAAGAAUACGGAUACCUGUGAAUGAGAAAAAAUGUUUAAAGGAUUAACAAUUUUUCUGUUAACCGGUUUAUUUCUGACCGGAACUCUUGCUGAUGAACAAACAUGGGGCUACCCCGACAUGGAAAAGGAGGAAGAAUUCCCAGAUUGGGGUGGAUUAUGUGAUAAAGGUAAACUACAGAGUCCUAUCGCACUGUCUAGGGAUACUUCUAUAAGAGGGGAUUUUCCACAUUUUGACUUUGAUAAUUAUGAAGAGGAAUUAAAGGACGCGGAAAUUGUCAAUAAUGGUCAUACAGUUAAAAUUCAUAAAUUUUCAAAUGAUCACAAAGUUAGUAAAGGUUGCCUUGAAAAGGAUACUUAUGAAUUAGUUCAAAUGCAUUUCCAUUGGAACUCCGAACAUAAAAUUGAAGGAGAAAGAUAUGCUUUAGAAUUACAUUUAGUACAUGUUAAUGAUGACUAUGGUAAUUUCACUGAAGCCGUUCAACAUGACGAUGGUGUUGUUGUAUUUGCUGUACUAUUUCAUAUUUCACAUAAAGAUAAUGAUGAAAUUGCAAAAAUUUUAGAACAAAUUGAUGAAAUUUGUGAAAGUGAAAAUGUUGGCGUUAGUCGACCAUUAACACAUUCAUUUGCUGUCAAAGAUUUAAUGCCAGAUAAUCCAAAUGAUGAAUAUUUUAAUUAUGAAGGUUCAUUAACAACACCUGAUUGCGCUGAAAAUGUUGAAUGGAUUGUUUAUAAAGAUUCAUUACCAAUAACCUUAGAACAGGUUGAAUCAUUUAAGCGUAUUGAAGAAAAGGAUGGUGAUAAAAUUGAUAAUAAUUUCAGAUUUAUACAAAAAGCACAUAGACGUGCAGUUACAUGGGUUAGAGAUGAAGAAGAUCAUCAUGAUGAUGAUGACGACGACGAUGAUGAUGAUGAUAAGAAAGACAAAGAUGACAAAGAUGAUAAGAAAGAUGAUGAUGAUGAUGAUGACAACGAUGAUGACGAUGAUAAAGAUAAUGCCGCUGGACCAGUAGUUAAUAAAAUUUCUGCAUCUGCUUUAACAUUCAUAUCUAGUUUGGCAUUAUUAAAUGGUCGUCAAUAUUUUUAAUUUGACCCUUUAACCAAGAAAAUAUUCUGAAAUUUUCUAACAAAAACUUUUAUUCUAUUUUACUGCUCAUUUUAAUCAUUUUAUAAAAAUAUCAAAUAUAUAAUCAAAAUUAAUUCUCAUCAUGAGAGAUCCAGUACCAGAAAGUAAAAAUAUGAAAAUCUUAUAAUUAUCUUACAUAUUUCAUUCGUCCUCAAAUAGUUUUAAUUUGAAAAAUUAAUAAACAAAUUUUUUAUUAGAUUAAAAUGCACCCGGGAACCCUUAGCGAGUUAUUUAACAUCCUUAUUUCCAUAUUGUUCUUUCAGCCACAAGCGCUUCAAAAAGAUCCGAUGGUUCAUUUUAAUUGCUUUUUAAUUUUUUAAAUAUAAAUUAAUUUUCAAUUUGGCAACCUAUUCAGAUAAAUAUAUUUUAUAUAUAUACCUAUAUGUCUAAAUUGCGUUAAUUUGAAAUCUCUUCAGAACUCUUUCAAUAU